This is a messenger RNA of Rotaria sp. Silwood2, 730 nucleotides long. The record is from the annotation of a GenBank genome assembly. Lineage: Eukaryota; Metazoa; Rotifera; Eurotatoria; Philodinida; Philodinidae.
GCGUGUUGGCUCAAACUUUCAGGACAUUCUAGGGAUCAUUAGGCCUACUUAUGGGCAAAAUUUCUGCUCAAAAUUCCUUCCUUUGAUUUGCCUCGAAGUACCUUGCCUUGGGUAAAAAAUUCAAUAAAACGGUCAUAACUCGGGAAGAUAGGCCUAGCAGCCCUUAUCCUUUUGGGCUUUCUCUAGUCUCACUAACGCCUACAUGAUGCAUAUAGUCCCGACUCAAAAGCGAUUUUACACUUACAUAUGUGACCUCGUAAGAAAUGUAUACCAAAGCGCUACUUUUUCGGACUUCACUCUGGGUUCGGAUUCGAAAUUUUUCUCAGACAGGAUACGAGAAAAGCUUAGAUAAAACAAGUGAACUCAUUUUGAAAAUACUUCUUUUUUUUCUGUUACAUUAAAAUUGAAUAUUUAGGUUCGUGAUAGUGAAAAAGUAUUAGCAUGUUUAAAAAAGGCUACAAAAUUAACAACACAAUUAAUGGAUCAAAGUGUUCAAGUUCAAUUAUAUAAUGAACUACUUAAUACUUAUAUUUAUUUCUUUAAUCAAAAUCAUCCUGAUAUUGAUAUAACUGUAUUAAAUUCUUUAAUUGAAAAACUUCAAAAUGAAAUGUCAAAAAUAUCAUCAAAUGAAAAUGAUGAAUUUAUUCGUAAUCAAAUUCAAAAAACAUUUGAUUAUCUUCGUCAACAAUUGCAAUUAGAAAAAUUUCAAGGUCUUCAAAUAAAUGAUUAG